Molecule: messenger RNA, 3533 nt
Organism: Elaeis guineensis (African oil palm)
Lineage: Eukaryota; Viridiplantae; Streptophyta; Magnoliopsida; Arecales; Arecaceae
Source: RefSeq, a predicted model, not a curated record
CAUGUCUUAGGCAUAGUUGAUAGUCUUCUAAGCCAUAUAGCCGCUUUAUCGCCAAAAAAAAGGCCAUAUAACUGCUUUAUCCUCCCCUGCUGCCAGACUUUGGCCACCUUCUUCGGGAGGCUUUGGAUCAAACGCUCCGUUGGAAAUGGCGCUCGGGGAUUUCAAUAAAGAAAAGUCUUUGGGGAUUUCAAUAAAGAUAAGUUUUAAGUUUUUGCUGCAGUUGAGCGUACUCUGAACGCCACUUGGUUCAAAUCCAAAAGAUUUUUGCUGGAAGAAGCUGUCUGAAGCCACAGGAGAUGGCUUCAUGGAAGUUCGUUUCUCUUUAUUCGAAUCUUUUUGCAAUUUGUGGGCGCCUAUGGUGAUAGUUGUUGGAGUUGUUCCGCAAAUUGAGCUGCCUUGAUUGGUUGUAUCAGGUGUUAAUGAACGAUUUUUUUUUUUUUUUGAGGAACAAGUAUCUAGGAGUCAGAAAAAUUUUUUGUUUGGGUUUCUGUUACCGCUUGUUUGAAUUCUCAAAAGCUUCCAAGUUUUGGUUCCGACUGGUUUUGAUUUCGUUUCUUAAUCUUAGCUAGGAGAUUGGUCACUAAAAUGAUACUGGAUUUCACUUGGUUGGUGGUUGGAAUGGACAAGGAGCAAUUUUGUUGCAAAAUGGCUCAAAUAUAGAAUUAUAAAAUUCCGUGCUUUGGAGAAAAAAGGAAAAAAACGAUGACUUUUAUCAGUCUCUGUUCUUCAAGGUGUGACUAGAAUGCGAUCUUAUAGAUAAUUCUGAGAAGUGGGUCUAAAAAUUUUCGCAUCAAAGUUUUAAGCCUCUUCUUUAUGGUCCCCCCUUAGCUCAAGUGUCCAUCUGAGUGUGUCGUCUUGUUCAAUCCAUCAUGCCGCUCUCUGAGUUCCAUCAGACAAGAAAAGUUGAUACUAGCCAAUCCAAGAUGACCAAUUGCUCAUCUGAUCUGCCUUCUUUUAUGCCCGACAGUGAAUUCGUCGAACUGCUGUGGGAGAAUGGUCAGAUCGUGAUGCAUGGCCAGUCCAACAGGCCUAGGAAGAGCUUCUUCUCCACCACCUUCUCUAGAGCUCAGGAGAAGGAUAGCAGAGAUGCCGUUAUCUCGAAGACCGGACAGAUCGAAGCUAUGGAUCCAUUGGUGAAUGAUUUCUCUCCCACCGAGGCCUCGGGUAAUGCAGGUUUGAAUGCUCAGGAUGAUGAUACCGUCCCCUGGAUUAAUUACUCGAUCGAGGAUUCUCUUCAAAACGAUUACUGCCAAGAUUACAUGCUGGAAUUCCCAGGGGCGAGCCUGAAUUCUGUGUCUACUCAUACCGAAACCGUGCUCGCGGAUAGAAGCCAUGGUUUCACUCAGACUUCCGCAAAGAGUUCACGUAACGUGGAACAUGGGCGCACUUGUGAACAACUUGCAGGAGGCUCGGAUCCUAGCCGGAUUAAGUGCAGCCAGUUGUUUCAGUUGUCGCCGGAACGGCGGAGUUCGGCCCCGAGUAUGAAGUCGAGGGCGACAGAGUUGAGCACCAGAGCAACCAGUAGUACGCACCAUGGUCUGGCUGGGUAUUUGCUGAGCUCGAGGCUGGAAAAGCAAGGUCUUGCUAGUUCUACGUUGUCACAGUCAAGCGGUAGCAUUGGUUUGACGAACUUCUCUCAUUUCUCCGGACCUGCUGCACUGGCCAAAGCCAACCUCCUGAGUCUCGAUAGGUUGAGAAACAAUGAGAAAGCUUCCACCACCACCAGUAGCAACCCGAUGGAGUCCACCAGUGGUUUCUUAGCAACUCCAGGGUUGGCUUCAGCGGCACCCAAAGUAGAGCGGAGAUCAACUACAAAGCCUCAACAGGAAAGGGUCUCGGUCGAGAAGCCAGAUGCCGAUCAUGACGGCAAUGUGCAUAACAAUAAUAGCAUAGUGCCCGACUGCGUUAAGCGUCAGCUCUCAGGAAGGAAUGAGACCGAAAAGGGUCCUGAAGCAGCUGUAGCAUCUUCUUCUGUGUGUUCGGGCAACGGUGCUGGGGCAGCAUCUAAUGAUCCUAAACACAGAGCGAAAAGGAAAAAUUAUGAAGGAGAAGAAUCCGGUAAUCAGAGCGAAGAUCAUGAGGAUGAGUCUAUGGGCCUAAAGAAGUCUGCUACUGUGCGAGGCACAAGCACAAAGCGAAGCCGUGCUGCAGAAGUGCAUAAUUUGUCAGAAAGAAGGCGAAGGGAUAGGAUUAACGAGAAAAUGCGUGCACUUCAAGAGCUCAUACCCAACUGCAAUAAGGUGGACAAGGCUUCAAUGCUCGACGAGGCCAUCGAGUAUCUUAAAUCUCUCCAGCUUCAAGUCCAGUUCUUGACGCAGAUCAUGUCAAUGGGAAGUGGGUCAUGCAUGCUCCCCUUGAUUCCACCGGCUGGUAUUCAACAGCACAUGCGCAUGCCUCCCAUGGCACAUUUAUCACAGAUGGGUGUAGGCAUGGGAAUGGGCAUGAGAUUAGGUUAUGGUAUGGGGAUGCUAGACAUGAAUGGUUCUGCAAGUUGCCCUCUACUUCCGCUUCCUCCCAUGCAUGGACCACAGUUUCCUUUCCCCUCAAUUCCUGGAACCCAGGGUCUGCAUGGGAUGCCCGGUUCCACCGGUCUUCCAAUGUUUGGAAUUCCGGGGCAGGGGCUUCCGGCAUCAAUGCCUCACAUUCCACCACUUGGUUCUCCGUCAGGCCUUUCUGCCACACCGGACUCGAUGCCUGGCUCAGCAGGGAUGACUAAUAAUCCAUUACCAGUAACAGAUACAUCUCCCUCAUCAACUUCCAAGGAUCAACAUCACCGAAGCCUAGACUUGAAAAAAUACAGAAAACAAGAACCGACGACGCGCAGAUUAAGAAUUCUACUCAGGAAGCAAAAGAAUCAGUCAAAAAGUCUGCCUUGGUGCAAAUGAGUAAUCAGACAUUGCAUGCUACCGGGAAUGGAGUCCAGGCCAAAAAGGGAGUCCACCCACCAGCACAACUGGUGAGUGGGACACAUGACAUGGUUGGACGAUCGAUUCAUGCUGAAAUUGGGUUGUAUUCUGAAAGGACUUGUACUUAUGCAGGCGACGGUUGAUUCAUUUCAGGCACUGGCUGAUUGAGAAAGGCCUUGCAUAAUUUGGCAGAAGCCAUCCACUUGACACAUAAGAUCCUUAGAACUUUCAAGUAGCCAUCCGUUCUCCCAGAGCUUUCCGGGCAGCAUUCAUGGUCUGCCCUUUGUAUAUCGAGAGUAGCGGGAUCCUCCGUGCAGUUUCUGUAAAUUGGAGAGAAGAUGAGGUUUCAGGGAGUGUAGAAAGAAAGGUGUGUUGUGCACCUCUGUAAUUAAGCAUUUCUAUUCGUUAAUGUAGCAGUGGCUCCUUCUAGCAUGAUUCUUGUUCAAGUUGGAAGACCUUUUGCUUGUGAUAGAUUUGUUCUGACAUGCAUUAUUUACUGUUUUGGGCCUCCAUUGCGUGCCAUCUCUUCAUACUAUAGUCAAAAAGUAUUGCCCAGCUACUUUCAUAGAUUAGUAGCUAAUGAAACAGCAACUGCGUACCAUAACGUGAUUGCAGCAUCGAAACAGU